AUGGGGUCACUUGCCUCAUCACCCGCGUUCGAUGUGCUGCUGCGCAACGCCAAUAUCAACGGCGUCUACGUUUGCGACAUUGGCAUCCAAGCCGGCGUCAUCACGGCCAUAGGAAUGCAGCUGUCGUCGUCGGAAAGCACACAGGUGAUUGACUGCGAAUAUGCAGUAGUCACGCCGGGCGGCGUCGAUGCACAUGUCCACUUGUCGCAAGACAAGUCGCCGCGCGCAAAGGAAGCCGGUUACGUGGCUGCAGACACAAUCGAAACAGGAACCCGGAGCGCCGUUGCGGGCGGCACAACGACGGUGCUCCUCUUUGCCGAGCAGUCCCGGGGGCAGUCUGUGGCCGAGCAGGUGGCCCGGUACCACGAGACAGCCGCGCAAAUCGGGUCGUAUGCCGACUACGGCUUUCACGCCAUCAUCACGGACCCGACGACCAAAGUGCUGGACGAAGAGCUGCCCGUGCUGGCUCGAACUGGCGGGAUCACGAGCAUGAAGUUGUUUCUGACAUACAAGCACAUGCGGUUGUCGGAUGCACAGUUUCUGCGGGCGCUCAAGGCGGCACGGGAGCUGGGAAUGGUGGCGCUGGUGCAUGCGGAAAACGGUGACCUGGUCGACUUCUUUACUGAGCAGCUGGAGUCGCUGGGUCUGACACAAACGCAGUACAAGGCCGUGGCACAUCCUGCAGCAGCCGAAUCCGAGGCCGUCAACCGUGCGGUAACGUUUUCGUCGGUCAUGGAUACGCCGAUGCUGAUUGUGCACGUUUCCGUUAGAGAGUCCAUGGAGGUGAUCCGGCGGGCACAGGCGUCCCUGAAGCCCGUGUUUGCUGAGACGUGCCCGCAGUAUUUGUUGCUGGGCAAGGAGCGGUUGGCAGAAGCCCACUUCUGCGGCGCCAAGUACAUUUGCUCGCCGCCGCUGCGGAGCGACCCGAACGACAUCGAGGCCAUCUGGCGCGGCAUUGCCAACGGCACGUUCACAAUCUUCUCGUCGGACCACUGUCCAUACCGGUUUAAUGAUCCACACGGCAAGCAGUUGGGGCAACGACCAAACGACAACGGCACAUAUAGUGAGCGCUUCACACAAGUGCCCAACGGACUGCCCGGUGUCGAGACGCGCGUGCCCCUCCUCUACUCGGAAGGCGUCUUGAAGAGGAGGUGCAUCGAUACCAAGCGAUUUGUCGAGCUGACAUCGGAAAACCCGGCCAAGCUGUAUGGGUUGUACCCGAAGAAGGGGGCCAUCCAGAUCGGAUCGGAUGCAGACAUUGUCGUGUGGCAUCCGCAGUCCACGUUCCGGCCCCGCCGUCUUAGCCACGCCCGCGACUUGCACGACGCCUGCGACUACUCGCCGUACGAGGGCAUCGAGUUUUGGAACUGGCCGCGGAUGACGCUGCUGCGGGGACAGGUUGUGUUCAAGGACGGCGUGGUGGUAGCCAAGAACGGUGUAGGGCGGUUUGUGCCACGGCACGGGUGUGGGAUGCCGUAUGUCAGACGGAUGGAGGGAACAUGGGAUGUCCUGCGGGCGGCAGUUUGA
Sporothrix schenckii 1099-18 is the source of this 1527-nucleotide messenger RNA. RefSeq names its product dihydropyrimidinase. The transcript has a single exon. The record is from RefSeq and is a predicted model, not a curated record. The coding region runs from base 1 to 1527 and encodes 508 amino acids. Gene Ontology annotation, cellular component: cytoplasm. NCBI's taxonomy places the organism in Eukaryota, Fungi, Ascomycota, Sordariomycetes, Ophiostomatales, Ophiostomataceae. Gene Ontology annotation, molecular function: hydrolase activity, acting on carbon-nitrogen (but not peptide) bonds.